Miscanthus lutarioriparius is the source of this 741-nucleotide messenger RNA. NCBI's taxonomy places the organism in Eukaryota, Viridiplantae, Streptophyta, Magnoliopsida, Poales, Poaceae. The record is from the annotation of a GenBank genome assembly.
AUGGCCGUAUUCUUCCCCGUCUUCGUCGUGCUUCUCGCCUUCGCCUGCCUCCGCUUGUUCCGGGCCCCCGACGACGACCCGCAGGCUCCGGACGCGGCGUCGGCACCGGAGUGGCCCCGCGGCGGCGGGGGCAGCCGCAAGGGAGGGCUCGACGCCGCCGCGAUCGCCGCGCUGCCGCUGGUGUUCUUCCGCGAGCGUCCUCGACGCGCCAACAGCUCCGGCGGCGCUGCUCCAGACGGCGACGCAAGCGCAAUCGCGGAAGGGGAAGAAGAGGAUUGGACUAGGAUCCAGCGCCUCGCGAGGAACCGCCGCGCGGCGGGGCGGCAGGCGCUGCCGCGGUCCAACUCGACGGGUCACAGCGCCAGCGACGACGCCGGGAUGGAGCGGUUCGCGCUGCGGCUGCCCGAGCACGUGCGCCUCGAGCUGCUCAUGUCGCACAGGCUGAGGCACGUGACGAGCUCGGUGGCAUCCGUGCGCGUCAUGGAGGGCAGCGCCCACGACGCCAGCAGUGUGGUGGGCGGGGAGCGUCAGGAGCGCCAUGGCGAGGCUGCUGUCGCUCUUUGCGCCGGGCGCCGGGUGGAAGGGCGAUGGCGACGACAAGUCCGGCAAGGCAGACACCACUGGGGGGGCGUCAUCUCUCCGCCGCCGCGAGAACUCGUCCACAGGAGCAGUGGGAGAAGAGAAGAGAAGCGCCUGAUCGGCAAAAGGCAGGGAGAGAAACCUGGGUUAAGCACCAAAUAA